UUCUUCUCCCUUUCACAAAACUUGGAGAAUUGGUGGAAACUUCGAUUGCCUGUUGGAAAUGACGAGUAACCAAUUGCGUCACUUAUCUAAAGUGUUUCAGACUUUUACAGAGAAACAAUUUUCUUCCAGUGUUUCCAAGUUUCAGCUACCCGAUCUACCCUACGAUUACGGUGAGUUGGAACCAUAUAUUAGUGCAGAAAUCAUGCGACUUCACCAUCAAAAACACCACCAAACUUAUGUGAACAAUCUUAACGCUGCGUUGGAAAAGAUCCAUAAAGCAGAAGAAGCCGGUAACGUAGGAGAUAUGAUUGCACUACAAAAGAUGCUCAAAUUCAAUGGAGGUGGUCAUGUCAACCACUCCAUUCUGUGGCAUAAUUUGGCACCAGUGAAUAAAGGUGGAGGUACUCGUCCAGACGGUGCAUUCUUAAAAGCGGUAGAAAAGGAGUUUGGCUCCUUGGACGCUCUUAUUUCUAGUCUUUCUACUACUGCCAUCGGAGUCGAAGGAUCUGGUUGGGGUUGGUUGGGAUUAGAUCCAAACUCGAAGAAACUGAAAUUGGAACAAUGUCAGAACCAGGAUCCACUGUCAACUAAGAACUUGAUACCGCUAUUGGGAGUGGAUGUAUGGGAACAUUCGUACUAUCUUCAAUAUAAGAAUGAUAGAGCGACCUAUGUAAAGAAUGUAUGGAAUGUUGUCAAUUGGAAAGAUGUUGCAAGUAGAUAUGAAAAAGCAAUAGCCUAAAAUUGGUUUGACUUGUUCUUUUGAACAAAUAUCGUCCGUAUAAAAUGUUGAAAGAGUGCUCUUUUUUGUGUGAUCAUGCCUGCCAAAAUUAUUUAAUUAC
Messenger RNA from Galdieria sulphuraria, 839 nucleotides. Its product is annotated as superoxide dismutase, Fe-Mn family. Gene Ontology annotation, molecular function: metal ion binding; superoxide dismutase activity. Gene Ontology annotation, biological process: superoxide metabolic process. The transcript is spliced from 4 exons. The coding region runs from base 59 to 739 and encodes 226 amino acids. The record is from RefSeq and is a predicted model, not a curated record. Lineage: Eukaryota; Rhodophyta; Bangiophyceae; Galdieriales; Galdieriaceae. Gene Ontology annotation, cellular component: mitochondrion.